Molecule: messenger RNA, 558 nt
Organism: Suillus subalutaceus
Lineage: Eukaryota; Fungi; Basidiomycota; Agaricomycetes; Boletales; Suillaceae
Exons: 4
Coding region: 1-558 (185 amino acids)
Source: RefSeq, a predicted model, not a curated record
AUGUCCUUGCGUCCAAGCGGUCUUAUAACGGUCCUUCAUAAGUUGAAAGAACUCAAAUCCACUCCAAACGCGGCCCCGGUGGAGACGCUAGCAAUUGUUGACGACAAGAUAAAGGAGCUGAAGAGGGAGCAUCAGGAAAAUAUCGAGCUCCUUACUGCAUUCCAGCUGCAGAAUGCCGCCAAGGCUCAAGAAGUCCUUAUCAAUUUCAUUCCUCACUCUCUGUCUCGACUACCCACCAACCAAUCAUCUGCUACAGCCUUCAAAGCACGCCCAUACCACCUAUGGAUCCCUCGUGCGUUGCCGCCAAUUUUCGAUGUUCGUCUUGCCCCGGGUCAACUGCGCAACAACGCCGUCGAUAACUUGAUGAAGUAUAUGUUCCUCAUCCAUGCAAUUCGCCACGGGGCAGCUCAUGGCCAGAGAGUAUGGAAGUGGCUGGUUGCGUCAUUGCUGAGGAUGUUCCGUGGGUAUUACUCGUCUCAUACGUCAAAUUCACACUCUUGGAUUAUGGAUAUAAGCAACACCAAAAUGCAUGCCGCUGCAAUAUCUCUAGCGUCCUGA